AUGGCUAGCAAGGUCGCUCGUAACAAGGACCAGUUGGCUACCAAAGCUGCCCGUAACAAGGAACAGUCGGCUAUCAAGGCCGCCCGUUACAAGGAACAUUGGCUACCAAGGGCCGCCCGUAACAAGGAACAGUUGGCUACCAAGGCCGCCCGUAACAAGGAACAGUCGGCUACCAAGGCCGCCCGUAACAAGGAACAGUUGGCUACCAAGGCCGCCCGUAACAAGGAACAGUCGGCUACCAAGGCCGCCCAUAACAAGGAACAGUUGGCUACCAAGGCCGCCCGUAACAAGGAACAGUCGGCUACCAAGACCGCCCGUUACAAGGAACAGUUGGCUACCAAGGCCGCCCGUUACAAGGAACAGUCGGCUACCAAGGCCGCCCGUUACAAGGAACAGUUGGCUACCAAGGCCGCCCGUUACAAGGAACAGUCGGCUACCAAGGCCGCCCGUUACAAGGAACAGUUGGCUACCAAGGCCGCCCGUUACAAGGAACAGUUGAUCUCCGUGAAAUCAGAAGAGCACCAAGCUCCUUAUCAGGAAGCCGCCAUUCCAGCGUUUCGUCUGCCAAGGAUUUCAUGA
This is a messenger RNA of Pecten maximus, 579 nucleotides long. Its product is annotated as late histone H1-like. The transcript has 2 exons. Bases 1 to 579 code for a protein of 192 amino acids. The record is from RefSeq and is a predicted model, not a curated record. Lineage: Eukaryota; Metazoa; Mollusca; Bivalvia; Pectinida; Pectinidae.